AUGGCAGCUGCAGCAUUGCAAAUGCCUUCUUUGCCCCGAGAUAUUCAUUCAGCCGCCUUCAUGCCCAUGCCGCACACUCGAAACUUCCCCAAGCUCCAGCAACCAAAACCAAAGCUGGCAAUCCCCCCAGCCACUACUAUGAAGAGACCCAUUGAAGCGAAGACUAGCAGUGCUGAAGUUGUCAGCAAGACCGCUGCUUCUCAUGCUUUACCGAUGACUCCUAAGAGGAGGAGAAAAUCGGUGUCUGAAUCUAUUGGUAGCGCCACAGAAGUCCCCACAAAGAGGAGACGGACUAUCAAAGACUCCAAACCCGCACAGUCCCCGGAAAAAUCUGGGGAGGAACAGGAGGGACCCACCAGGGAGUCCUACCCGGACCCCCGGUGGAUGAAUGAACCCCGCAAAUACCUCAAUCUGCGUGACCACAGAUACAAAUACAUUUCGAAGAUUACGAACAAACUGCUCGAUGAUGAGGGCUGGAAACAACCAGCGAAGGAGUACCAGGAGAUGCAACAAAAGAAGACUGGAACAUGGAUGUCGUUGAACCAACACUUGUAUCCAAAGAAUAAGGAUUGCAUUCCACCCUCGGUGAAUCCUUUGGAACUUGUUCUGGACCUUAUCUUGAAACAUGGUGCUGCCACCCCGGAGGACAGGAACCAGGAACCAAGUAUCUCUGGCUGCUUCUUGAGGCUUGUCAACAAUCUUGUCGCCAAUGAGUCCCUCGCCAAAAUCAUCGAGAUUGAGACAGCAGACACUCUAGCUUCGCGGGAAAGGACCGGACUCGACGAAGCUGCCGCUCAGCCGGCGUCACCUGUGGUUUCUGCUACCUUUGGUAACCAGGAAGAGCUCAAGUCGCCAAACGAACCAGCCUCGCCUGCUCUCUCUGGAUUGGAUGACAAAACCGGACCACAGCCACAAUCGCCAAUGACAUCUCCAAAUACUUCAAGGACUUUCCACAAGGAUCAGAAGGUUCGUGCUUCACCCUCUAUUUCUACUACAACACCCCUCUCUGGCUCUGGAUCUUCUCAGCAAUAUGGACCCCUCCCUCUCAUACCCGCUGGGUUUUCUGGAUCCGCAACAGCAGCUGCGCAAUCAAUGUAUGGCUUUACCACUGGAUUCCCCGGACCACUCCCCGCUUAUGGACCCACUACUGGACUAGGACUCACCAAUCAGAACUUUGUCGACGCAUCUACCUCGCCAAUACUGGCUAAUUCACCACAUAGCGCUACAGGACUGCCAUUCUAUGGCCCCCACCCCCGGUAUGUUCCCAGGACCCAAUCGCCACUAGCCUAUGCUCAACACUCCAGGAUGAUCGGUCCGCAACCUGCACCUGCUACCACAUCAUUCAUGCAACAACCGUGGACUAUGAACGCCCAAAGCGCCUUCUCAAGCCAGGACCCUGGAACUUCAAUCGAAACUGAAUCGCUGGUUCAGUCUCUUGGGCACUCGCAGCCUGAGUCCGUUACUUCGGAGUAUAGUACGCCAAAGGAACAAGUUACUGGAUUCAACUUCUACUCUGCUGCGGCUGUGGCUCAGGCACAGGCUCAUGGACUGGAUAUCGGAUCGAUGAACAGUAUGAUCUUGGACGAAGCUAGGUUCGAUGCUUGGCUUAACUUCCCCUGGACUACGGAUUGA
Orbilia oligospora ATCC 24927 is the source of this 1632-nucleotide messenger RNA. RefSeq lists its product as uncharacterized. The transcript is spliced from 4 exons. The record is from RefSeq and is a predicted model, not a curated record. Lineage: Eukaryota; Fungi; Ascomycota; Orbiliomycetes; Orbiliales; Orbiliaceae. The coding region runs from base 1 to 1632 and encodes 543 amino acids.